Cannabis sativa is the source of this 1995-nucleotide messenger RNA. Its product is annotated as purple acid phosphatase 2. The coding region runs from base 335 to 1744 and encodes 469 amino acids. Gene Ontology annotation, molecular function: acid phosphatase activity; metal ion binding. The transcript has 8 exons. The record is from RefSeq and is a predicted model, not a curated record. Lineage: Eukaryota; Viridiplantae; Streptophyta; Magnoliopsida; Rosales; Cannabaceae.
UAUAUACAGCUUCAUAACUAACUCCCCAAGAUCAAUGACUACAAAUUUGACUUUAUUUGUUAUUUUAAUAAUAAUAAAUUAAAAAAAAAAUAUGAAAUAACAAUAAUGGAGAAAAUAUUUGAGGUGUGAGCUCUUUCAUUCAAACCGUUGACGUUUAAUUUUUUUUGUGUAUAUAUAUAUAUAUAUCCGAAUUGUGCUAUGAAUAUUCUCCUUAUUUUUAAUUUUAAGGUAUGAAACUUAGUAUAAAUAUACAAAGAAGAAGAUGGGUUUUUCUAACUCGAUCCAAGUUUCAUGAUUUGUGAAGUUUAAGGUUGUUUUAGGGGAUAACAUCAUAAUGGGUCAAAUGGGUUUAUCUUCUUUUUCAUUAUCAAUGGUGUCUUACAUAAUCCUAAUGUUGGGUUUGAUUAUUGGUCCAUUGCUCUGUAAUGGAGGCAAAACAAGUACUUUCGUUAGAAAAGUUGAGAAAACAGUUGAUAUGCCUCUUGAUAGUGAUGUUUUCAAAGCUCCUCCUGGCUACAAUGCCCCUCAACAGGUUCAUAUUACACAAGGAGACCAAGUUGGUAAGGCAGUGAUUGUAUCAUGGGUCACAGUGAAUGAACCAGGUUCAAGUGAAGUGUUGUAUUGGAGUGAAAUUAGCAAACACAAGAAGGUAGCUAAGGGAAAAGUAGUAACCUAUACUUACUUCAAUUACACUUCUGGUUACAUUCACCAUUGCACCAUUAGAAAUUUGAAGUUCAAUACUAAAUAUUACUAUGUGGUUGGGAUUGGUCAUACUGAAAGGAUGUUUUGGUUUUUCACUCCACCAGAAGUUGGUCCUGAUGUGCCUUACACAUUUGGUCUCAUAGGGGAUCUUGGUCAGACAUUCGAUUCGAACAAGACGCUUACUCAUUAUGAAAUGAAUCCACAGAAGGGACAGGCAGUACUUUUUGUUGGGGAUCUUUCUUAUGCAGAUAACUAUCCUAAUCAUGAUAAUAACAGAUGGGAUUCAUGGGCAAGAUUUGUUGAGAGAAGUGUUGCUUAUCAACCUUGGAUAUGGACUGCAGGGAAUCAUGAACUUGAUUUUGCACCAGAAAUUGGAGAAACUAAGCCCUUUAAGCCAUUUUCGAAACGGUAUCAUGUUCCUUAUAAAGCAUCAGGAAGUACUGCUCCAUUUUGGUACUCAAUCAAGAGAGCUUCAGCAUACAUCAUAGUGUUAUCUUCUUAUUCAGCUUAUGGGAAAUACACUCCUCAGAAUGCAUGGAUUGAAGAAGAGUUCCCUAAAGUUAACAGAAGCGAGACGCCAUGGUUGAUUGUUCUAAUGCAUUCGCCGUGGUAUAACAGCUACAACUACCACUACAUGGAAGGAGAAACCAUGAGAGUGAUGUAUGAGCCUUUGUUUGUAAAGUACAAAGUGGACUUAGUAUUUGCCGGCCAUGUCCAUGCUUAUGAGCGCUCGGAACGCGUGUCUAACGUCGCCUAUAAUAUCAUCAAUGGCGAGUGCAUGCCUGUGAAAGAUCAAUCUGCACCUGUGUACAUAACCAUUGGAGAUGGAGGAAAUAUUGAAGGCUUAGCCAACAACAUGUCAGAACCGCAGCCAGCGUACUCGGCCUAUCGUGAGGCUAGUUUCGGUCAUGCCAUUCUCGACAUCAAGAACCGAACACAUGCUUACUACAGCUGGCACCGGAACGAUGAUGGUUAUGCAGUAGAAGCUGAUUCAUUGUGGUUUUUCAACAGACAAUGGUAUCCAAAAGAUGAGUCUCACUAGUAAUUAAGAAUGGAGUGGUUUUGAAAUUGAACCAAAUAUUGUUUUGUUAUCCCAAAUAAACACACAAAAGAAAGAGAGCACAUUAUUCUUAUGCCUCUAUUUUAAAAGGCUCUACUCUAGUGUUUAGUUACUAGUUACUACUAGUGUAGGUUUUUGUGAGCUCUACACUACAUUGAUGUACAAGUGCAUUUGUUUUGUAACUCUUGAAGACCAUUUUAUAAUUUAUCUCUGGUUUUUGUCUUUUUAAUAAA